Saprolegnia parasitica CBS 223.65 is the source of this 2098-nucleotide messenger RNA. RefSeq lists its product as hypothetical. The transcript has 7 exons. Bases 122 to 2059 code for a protein of 645 amino acids. Gene Ontology annotation, molecular function: protein binding; DNA binding; chromatin binding. Gene Ontology annotation, biological process: regulation of DNA-templated transcription; chromatin organization. Gene Ontology annotation, cellular component: nucleus. Lineage: Eukaryota; Oomycota; Saprolegniomycetes; Saprolegniales; Saprolegniaceae. The record is from RefSeq and is a predicted model, not a curated record.
UUCGAGUGAAGGUCCUUCCAUAUUUCAAGCCAAUCAGCACGCAGAGAACAAGCCGAGCCAAGUCCCAGUGUUCUAAAUUCAUUUUUGCAUUUGCCAGCUCCAGCGCAAGCAACUCCGCACCAUGCAAAUCUUUGUCAAGACGCUCACAGGCAAGACCAUCACGCUCGACGUCGAGCCUUCCGACUCGAUCGACAACGUCAAGCAGAAGAUCCAGGACAAGGAGGGCAUCCCGCCGGACCAGCAGCGCCUCAUCUUCGCCGGCAAGCAACUCGAAGACGGCCGCACGCUCAGCGACUAUAACAUCCAGAAGGAGUCGACGCUCCACCUCGUCCUCCGCCUGCGCGGUGGCAUGCAGAUUUUCGCGACGCAGACGCCGGUGCAGGGCGACGAGACUCCUUCGAGUGAGUCGACCGAGAUGCGCCUCGUCGUCGCUCGAGGACCGAAGCGGUCGCGGGGUCUUGCCACGCUACCCCCCAAGGAGUCCAGCGGCGGCCGCAGCGCGCGCGUGCGGAAGCCCACCACCACGUACACCCCCGUUAUUGAAGCCAAGAAGGUCGGUCGUGGCCGGCCGCCUGGGUCCAAGGCCGGGGCCGCGACCGCCAAGGAUCCGGUCAAGCGACUCUUGAACCGCGUCCGUGCCCGCCUGUCCCAACUUCGAUACCAAACGACGUACAUUGAGACGUACGAAGCGGAUGGGUGGCGCAAGCGAAGCACCGAGAAGCUCAAGCCGAGCGGCGAACUGGAGAAGGCCCGACGCAAGCUGCGCUACGGCAAGCAGAUGCUCUUGGCCGACAUCCGCAGUUUCCAAGAGCACUACGCAGCGCAUCGGCCGCUGCCGCGCGACGCCGGCGAGAUGAACGAAGAAGACAUUUUGUGUGCCAAGUGCCUCCUCUCGACGACGGCGCCUGACAACGACAUUCUGAUCUGCGAGUCGCCUGGCUGCAACCGCGUGUACCACCAGCAGUGCCUUGAACCGGUCUUGCUCACAAAAGACCUUCCGGCCGAAGACGUCGACUGGUACUGCCACCUGUGCCGUGGUAUCUUCGAAGCCCUCCGGUUGACCAACUUGUCCUUUGGCACGGCGUGGAUGGCCGUCGAUGAAGUGUUUCCCGACCUUGAGGCAGAGACCGCAGCCGCCGAGAGCGACCUCAUUCCGUCCGACUCGGACGACGACGACUUUACAGGCGUCGAUUCCAAGGACGACGCGAGUGGUGAUGGCGAGUCUGAAGACGGCGGCUCGGAGGAUGCAAUGAGCGACAGUGAAAUCGCGUUCCACAAACAAGCACUCGCCACGGUGGAACCGCAACCAAAGCCGACCAGUGGGGAUGACGCAGUCGUGGUCGCUGGAAAGCGAAAGCGAUCGGUCGUCGACUAUCGCGCGUUGCUGGCGCAGCUGCCCGCUGACGAAGACGACGAUGAGGACAAUGACGAGAACGAGUAUGCGCCACCGGACGAGAGUCCAUCGGACCACAGCAAUGCAAGUUCGUCGGACAACGAAGAAGAAGAAGACCCGGCAACCCUUAUCGUUGCAGGCAAGCGGAAGCGAACACAUGUCGACUACCUUGCUCUUAAUGGCCAGCUCUUUCCCAACGACGCGGCGGGCGACGAAGAAGGCGACGCAGAGUAUGCUCCGAGUAAGCUCGAAACGAUUGCCGAGUCGUCAGACGAAGAAGACAUGGCUGCUGGCAAUGACGACGAGCCCUCUCUUCCUGUGAGGGAGAAACGAAAGCCUGGGCGGCCGCGAAAGCCCGUGGAUCCCAACGCACCGCUGCGCAAGCGUGGCCGUCCACCGACCAAGCACCUCAAGCUGGCGGCAGCCACUUCGUCGUCCGCAUCGACCUCGAACGAGGCGACAGCAACUUCUCUCAAGCGGAAGCUUUCGAUGGGCGAGGCUGAACAAGGCCCGGCUUUGAAACGCAGCUCAUCGCCCGAUGAUGAAAGGGCGCCUGGCAUCUCUUCGACGUCGUUACCGAUCUCACUGGUGCCGUCAACGGAGCCCGUGGCACUAGGGAAGCGACAACGGACGCCCGUGGACUAUGUCGCUCUGAACGGCGCGUAGUUGCAAGGCCUUGGUAGCCGAGUCAAUUUAUGCUUUGUU